This is a messenger RNA of Salarias fasciatus (jewelled blenny), 1002 nucleotides long. RefSeq lists its product as uncharacterized. NCBI's taxonomy places the organism in Eukaryota, Metazoa, Chordata, Actinopteri, Blenniiformes, Blenniidae. Gene Ontology annotation, cellular component: external side of plasma membrane. The transcript has 6 exons. Gene Ontology annotation, biological process: immune response; cell surface receptor signaling pathway. The record is from RefSeq and is a predicted model, not a curated record. The coding region runs from base 1 to 1002 and encodes 333 amino acids. Gene Ontology annotation, molecular function: transmembrane signaling receptor activity.
AUGGCCACACGCAAAGAUGACUAUGAUUCUUCAACCAGAUGGAGUGAAGCCUUCACAGUGUCAGUGUUACGACUAAAGCUCGUCCUCUCUGUGUCUCCAUCAUGGUUGAUUCCUGGAGCUUCAGUCACUCUGAUCUGUCACACUGAGCCUCCGUCAGCAGGGUGGAGCUUCUACUGGUUCAAAGCUGUUCCAAACUCUCAGGAUUCCUACACCUAUGAGCCUCUACCUGGUACCAGCAGUGGGACAGCAAACAAUUCCUUCACAGUUCAUGGACAGACACACACAGCAGGAUAUGCAUGUUCAGCUGGACGAGGGGAUCCGCCGAUUUACACACAACACAGUCGUCCCACAUUCGUCUGGUCUUCAGGUGUUCAUCCAUCAGCGUCUCUCACAGUGAAUCCUGACAGAGUCCAACACUUCACCUCUGAAUCUCUCUCACUGACAUGUGAAGGAAGCUCUUCCCAGUGGAGGCUGAUCCGCUUUCUGACUGACGACUCGCUGUUGAGCUUUCUUCCUCCAGCUACAAUCAAUGGAUCAACAUAUAUUAAGAAUGAGGCUCCAAGAAAAGCUGUGUACUGGUGUGAGUCUGGAACAGAGUUCAGCAAUGCAGUCAAUAUCUCCACACACUCUGAUGGCGUUAUCCUGGUGAGCCCUGUGUAUCCUGUACCUGUGGGAGAGUCUGUAACUCUCCUCUGUGUCAUGAAGGCUGGAAAUAUUCCCUCUGAUGUGUUUUUCUACAAAAAUAACAAACUCAUUGAAAAUGAGAGACGAGGAGAGAUGAAGAUCUCUGCAGUGUCAGAAUCAGAUGAAGGUUUCUACAAGUGUCAGUACAAUGGAAGAGAAUCAGCACAAAGCUGGAUGGCUGUUCAGUUUGUAUCCAGACAAAAGUUUCCGAUGUGGACUAUUGGGUUGAUUUGUGGACUUUUGCUGCUUAUUUCUCUGCUGCUGCUAUUGUGUUGCUGCAGAAAGACAAAAGAUUCCUGCUUCAACAGGUUGGUAUGA